Porites evermanni is the source of this 1859-nucleotide messenger RNA. The record is from the annotation of a GenBank genome assembly. Lineage: Eukaryota; Metazoa; Cnidaria; Anthozoa; Scleractinia; Poritidae.
AUGGUUUGUGACACAAUUGUGUUCCGCUGCAAGCACACUAAAGUCCAUUAAAAGUACCUCAAUUUAGAGGUAAAGCUGUGGAAAUUGGUCGCAACCAUGAAACGAAUCUAAACAGCCUAAAGAAGCUUGCCAAAGACGAACACCUGACUGUGAAUGUUGUAAACAAAGAAAAACGCUAAACUUGGAGUCAUCAUAAGCAUUCAAAUAAAGGCACAAACAAGCAAGACAUAAAAAAAAGGUUCAGAAGGAAACGAAAGACAAGUGCUGGAGGUGUGGUUACAACAAAACCCACAAGAAAUGUCCAGCAACAGUUUCAACAGUUUCUGCAAAAAGAUGAAUCAUUAUUCCAAGCUCUGUAGAUCAAAAUAAGUGCAUCACCUACAAGAAGAAGAUGAUUCACAAGUUAGUUCAGUAGCCUGAAUUUCAUCCGAUUACUUCGAGUCGUUAUUACUUCCUCAGUAACAUCUGAAUCGACCGGCCGUUAAUGCCGAGUAGUGACGCCACUACUUUUGACCUUUGCUUUAAUUCAUGCAAAAAGUAAAAUACGAUUUUCAAGUGGCAAACUGAAAAAUAUCAUUUGGAAAUGUCUGCAAGAUACAGAAUUACUUUAUUUUUUCGAUCGUUAAUUCAUGUUUAACGUUCAAACUAUCAACUGCUUGCAGUACAACUCUGAACAGGAUGUAGUUCUAUAAUCUAACCUGAGAUCACGCUCAAUUUUCGUUUCGCUUUGUAAUUAAAUAACAUUCCGGCGGGCAAUUUUAGCGCUGGCCAUUAGAGAGAAUGUAUGAGAACCGCUAAAAUUGGACCUUAUCUCUGAUAAUCAAACUUGGUGGCAAUCACGCAAUGAAAUAAACACACAAACGGAACACUAAGUUCAAAAACACAAUGAUUUGCUUUAAUUGAAAAGAAGCUAUUUGGUCCUUAAUGAAGAAAAAAAAACAAGGGAACAAGAAAGAAAAGCUAACAGAAUCAUUACACUUGAAGGUGAAAAUAGCAAGAAGGUCAAAUUAUAACAUUGAUCUCAGAAAACUUCGCAUAAGCUAAAUCACCCACUGCUGAAACCACAAAACGUCACUCUAAAUGAGAAACCUACCGACUUUCCGCGAUGAUUCUUCAUUGGCAGUUCAAUUUAGCAUUUCAGUUUCGAAGACAAGGGUAAUUUUGCUGUUAAAGAUAAAGAUUAAGCUUAUCAAAAUGUUUGAACUACACGAAAGAAUGCCCAGGCAUGCAAUCUGCUGAAUGUCAAGCGACUCUCCCGCUAAAAUUUUUUAUUAUUAUACAUAAUUAUGUGGAUGUUUAGGCAAUCAACCAAUCAAAAUCACUACCCGAUUUUCAGGUAGUGAGUGACGUCACUGGACGGCAUUAACGGCUGGUCAAUUCAGACGUUAGUUAGGGAGUAAUAAUGACUCGAAGUAAGCGGAUGAAAUUCAGGCUAGUUAGUUCAGAUGAUUCAGGACAAAGUGGACAUGAGUCACCCCUGUUUGGUUGAAUCAAACAGUGUAGCUAAGGAUGAACAAUUUUAUGAAACUGUUGAGGUAGAGGACACCAAAGUUCCAUUCAAACUUGAUAGCGGUGUGAAAGCUACUGUUAUUUCCUUGAAAACCUACAGCAGCCUCAAGUGCAGACCCCUACCACCCUGGAGAAAGACAAGAACUGUACUGCUUUCCUUUUCAAAGCACAAACUGAAGCCUCAAGGAGAAGUAGUGUUGAUCAUUCAAUACAAAAAUAAAGUGGAAAACAUCAAAUUCUUUGUUGUGGAUACUGAGGUGGAAUCUGUGCUUAGUGGAAACUCCUGCACUAAGUUUGGUCCUCCAAAAAGGGUUUAUCAGCUGAUAGGUCAGGAUCUACCAUCCAAAUGA